Molecule: messenger RNA, 2248 nt
Organism: Trematomus bernacchii (emerald rockcod)
Lineage: Eukaryota; Metazoa; Chordata; Actinopteri; Perciformes; Nototheniidae
Product: nuclear body protein SP140-like protein
Exons: 13
Coding region: 146-1660 (504 amino acids)
Biological process (GO): regulation of transcription by RNA polymerase II
Cellular component (GO): nucleus
Molecular function (GO): DNA-binding transcription factor activity, RNA polymerase II-specific; DNA binding; protein binding
Source: RefSeq, a predicted model, not a curated record
ACCCAAAGAGAAGGGAGGUAUUGCAGGAAUAUACUAUUCGCUGAAGGAGGAACUGAGGACACAUUUGUGGGAAGAUACAGUGCCAUAGUUUGGAUGUGGAGCAGACGCGGUGUCUCUGGGUGUUUUGUGGCAGUGACUGUAUCUGAUGGAACGGCUGGGGGAUAAUGAGCUCCUGCGCUUUUUCCGGCGAAGUAAAACGGAAAUGUCCUGCAUGGAGAACCCGCAAACCUUUCUGCGACAGCUCCGGGACUACGACCUGCUGCUGGAGGACAGAUACCAGAAGGUGAGUCGCAUGCAGAGUAUUAAAAACAUAAGGAACGGUCUCUACGAGUUUCUGGACCUGUUGGAGAGGAAGCAACCACAGGACAUCAAAGUGUUCUGGAGCUGUGUCUUCAAGGAGACCAUCUUGAACGAGUACCCCACCCUGCGACGGCUGAGAAACGACCUCAUGAACGGGACUUUCCAAUCCGACAUACCUCCUCUUGAGAGGUCGGAAACAGAGGAGGCAGAUAAAGGGAAAAGGAAGGAUGUUUCAGAAGAUGAGGAGGAAGCGGAAAAGCAAGAGAGCUCUGUUAAAAAGAAGAGAAAACUGAAAAAUAGGGACGUGUGCGACGAAGAGGAGGAGCAGCCAGGUACGUCAUCUCGGGUGACUCGGGAGAAAAUACACUUCUCCUCUCCCCUGAAGAAGGGAGAGAAGAACAACCUCUACAAGUCCCAGCUGCCGGUGACCUGUGGAGAGAAGAAGGGGAUGCUCAGCAGAAGAAGACUGGCUAAUGAUGAAGAAGGAGAGAGAGAGGAACAGACAGACGCCAGCCAUGACAGUGGCAGGAAGGUGUUCAAAGUCACAUGUGGACCUUUAGCGGGGGACUUACACGAAAAACGAUUUGCAACAGAGAUCUUAGGGAAGAGUAUUCGUACUGAGACCAAAUGGAUGACCCCAAUGCAGUUCAUGCAGGAGGCAUGUCCAACAUAUUUGUCCUGGAAGAAAGACAUUGAGUGUGAAGGGAAAGCACUCGGUGAUCACAUAAAGGCCAAUAUCUUGAUGAUCCACGAAGUGCAGUGUGAUUGUAAACUGUGCAAACCGCAAAGUAAGGAUCUGGAUGAUGAGAAAAACGAUGACGAGUGUUUCAUCUGUAAAACUGAAGAAGACGAGUUUGUGAUGUGUGAUAAAUGCCCUCGCUCCUUCCAUCAGAAAUGCCACCUUCCUCAUGUAGAGGACAACAUCAUAGGCGAUGGAAGCCAAUGGAUGUGUACGUUCUGUGUAUACAAGGCCAAUGAAAACCUUUACCCCAAGGAGUCGGAAAGAGAAGCAGCCUUGUCUCGCACAAUAUCACAAAGACUGCUGCAUUGCCAAUACCUCCUUCUGUGUCUGCGCAGUGCUGAUAAGGAUCAAAUAUUUGCUUCUAACCCAUGUGGUUUGGAACGAUACUCCUCUGUGAUUAAAACGCCAAUGUGGCUGAACAAUGUAGCCGGCAAACUCCAGAAGAAACUCUACCAGACUGUCGGAGAGUUUGUGUCCGACGUCCAGCUCAUUUUCUCCAACUGUGCUUCAUACAACCAAGGCAAUGCUGGAUACCUUGCGUUGGGAAACAGACUGAAGGAGUUGUUUGACAAGGAAUUUAAUAGUGUGUUCAACAUCUCUGAACAAACUGUUGGCUGACAGAUUUCAUUUUUUAAGCUCAGUAGAUACUGGGAAACGGUUACAAAAUGUGUAAAUAGCCCUGUUUUCGACAUAUCCCUUGUAUGUGGAUAAUAUAUUCCAAACAGAAAAGCUGCUAAUCAAGAGAAGGCAAUGGAACUUUACUUGAUUUAAGACACAACUUAUCCAGUUUACCUAACGUACUUUUUAAAUUACAUUGAAUUUCAAAGUGUAAACCUGUGGAAGGUACAUCAAAAGAUGUCGGAUUUACAGGUCAUAAACAGUACUUCCAGAUAGGUUAGAAGUUGUAAAAGCCUUUUGAAAUUGCCUUAAGUGAUGUCACUUGAGUCAGCGUUGCCUCUUUGUAUAUAACAAUCCGGGGUUAAUGUAAUAAGUGAGAUGGCCAGACCUUUUGAGUCGGCUCCAUAUAUCUGCUUGUGUAAUGCAACUAGUAUAUUCUCCAACCUUAUGUUGCGUUUCAGUCAAAGGUCCAAAAGUUUUUCCGGUUAAAGUUUUCAACUUCCUAAGCAGUGGCGGCCGGUCCAUAGGGGCGCUAGGGGCGCCGCCCCACCUCUUCCCAUAUUGAAAAAAAAAAAAAAAAAAAAAAAU